GUGGAAGGUACAAACUCUGCAACUCUUUCGGAAUAGCUUUCCAUGUUUUGAAGAUCCAAACAGAAGACAAAAAUGAUUACUCAUUGUAUUUUCUCUGUUAAUCCACUUCUGACUUCACCCUGCUUCCACUUUAAAGUUGAAAAGCAAUGGACUCAGGGAUUUGCCUUGAAUGUAAAGCCUAUGCAUGUGAGGCUUUCAAAUGCCUGCACAGUGAGAGCAACUUUGGAUGCGAGUAAAUCAAUUGAAAUUCCCCACCAAUGGUACAAUAUAAUUGCAGAUCUUCCAGUUAAACCACCUCCACCAUUGCAUCCUAAGACUUAUGAACCAAUCAAAGCAGAAGAUUUGUCACCUCUUUUUCCUGAUGAGUUAAUUAAACAGGAAGUCACCAGUGACAGAUUCAUAAACAUACCACAUGAAGUUCUUGAUGUCUACAGCCUUUGGCGCCCAACCCCUCUCAUUAGAGCCAAGAGACUGGAAAAACUUCUUGACACACCUGCCAGAAUUUACUACAAGUAUGAAGGUGUAAGCCCAGCUGGAUCACACAAACCUAACUCUGCUGUUCCACAAGCCUGGUAUAAUGUACAAGAAGGUGUCAAGAAUGUUGUGACAGAAACUGGUGCUGGACAGUGGGGAAGUGCAUUAGCCUUUGCAUGCAGCAUAUUUGGCCUUGGUUGUGAGGUGUGGCAAGUUCGUGCUUCUUAUGAUUCAAAACCAUAUAGAAGAUUGAUGAUGCAGACAUGGGGUGCAAAGGUACACCCAUCUCCAUCUAUGAUUACUGAGGCAGGCCAGAGAAUGCUUCAAAAGGAUCCAUCAAGCCCAGGGAGUUUAGGCAUUGCUAUAUCAGAAGCUGUUGAAGUUGCAGCAAAAAAUCCUAAUACCAAGUACUGCCUAGGGAGUGUACUCAAUCAUGUUUUACUCCACCAAAGUGUUAUAGGAGAAGAGUGCCUCAAACAAAUGGAAGCUAUUGGAGAAACCCCAGAUGUCAUCAUAGGAUGUACUGGUGGUGGCUCCAACUUUGCAGGACUUAGUUUUCCAUUCCUUAGAGAGAAACUAAAUAAGAAAAUUAACCCUGUUAUAAGAGCAGUUGAACCUGCAGCAUGUCCUUCAUUAACAAAAGGAGCAUAUAUAUAUGAUUAUGGUGACACAGCUGGGAUGACUCCAUUGAUGAAAAUGCAUACACUUGGGCAUAACUUUAUUCCGGAUCCAAUUCAUGCUGGGGGUUUGCGUUACCAUGGUAUGGCACCAUUGAUCUCACAUGUUUAUGAGUUGGGUUUAAUGGAAGCAAUUGCAAUUCCACAAAAUGAAUGUUUUCAUGGUGCGAUACAGUUUGCAAGGUCUGAAGGGUUGAUACCAGCUCCUGAACCAACUCAUGCCAUAGCUGCAACCAUUAGGGAAGCUCUUCAUUGUAGAGAGACAGGAGAGGCCAAGGUUAUUCUGACAGCAAUGUGUGGACAUGGCCAUUUUGAUCUGCCAGCUUAUGAGAAGUAUUUGCAAGGUACUAUGGUUGACCUUUUAUUCUCAGAGGACAAGUUGAAAGCUUCAUUGGCCAAUGUUCCUCAAGUGACAACUUGAAUUGUCCCAUUUCUAUUACAAAAGACUUUGAGGAACAAGGAAAGCAUGUUAGUGUUUUCUUUUUAAUUUCAAACGUAUGGUUCUCUGAACACAACCAUGUAUCUGAUUUUGUUUUAAUAAUUA
This is a messenger RNA of Gastrolobium bilobum, 1695 nucleotides long. RefSeq lists its product as uncharacterized. Bases 73 to 1572 code for a protein of 499 amino acids. Gene Ontology annotation, molecular function: L-serine hydro-lyase (adding indole, L-tryptophan-forming) activity; pyridoxal phosphate binding; tryptophan synthase activity. The transcript is spliced from 6 exons. The record is from RefSeq and is a predicted model, not a curated record. Gene Ontology annotation, biological process: L-tryptophan biosynthetic process. Lineage: Eukaryota; Viridiplantae; Streptophyta; Magnoliopsida; Fabales; Fabaceae.